AUGAGUCCUGGCGACGGUAGAGCGGGAGAGGCGGCCGAUCUCCUGGUCCGGUGCCACGAGAACCGACACAACGCAAGCAGGAACCCCAUUACUACCCCCUGGACCAUCGGGGGUGAUCGCGGUCCGUACCAGAGGGGCACAUCAAGACCAGAGUGGGCGCAAUGGGAGACUGCACGGAAAGCGGCACCCAGCAUGGCGGACACCACUCUUCUCCCCGAGCCUACAGACCCACAACAGUGGACCCUGCAGGGCUUAGACUCAAUCCUUGACAACUUCUGGCGCAAGGUGGAGGCCAGACAGCAACCGCUUGCCCCACCACAAAUAGGCGAGCGUCACAAGAACAACCAGCACGGCGCGACCGAGAUGGCCGCCGGGCCACAACUAGAGUGGAGCAACCUGGGCCUACCAGCACAGGAGCAGAGGGAAGGCUGCGAACCCAAAUCUGAAACCAAGCCAGCAUCACCUGUCCAGAAGGUGUACAAAGCUGCUGUUCUGACUGCCCGACACCCUUCUGGGCUGGGAGCCCACCGGGGGAUUACCCCAGGCUGUCCAUACACCCGUGGGGACACCCGGGACUGGGAGAACCACGGGCCCCUGAGACAACCUCCAUGUUCGGGAAUACCCAUGAACACAAGGCGAGGGCUCUCACCAAGGCCCGGAGCCGGAGAGGCGGGAAAACAAGUCGCAGCGGCAACACACACAUAG
Pelobates cultripes (western spadefoot toad) is the source of this 705-nucleotide messenger RNA. Lineage: Eukaryota; Metazoa; Chordata; Amphibia; Anura; Pelobatidae. The record is from the annotation of a GenBank genome assembly.